AUGUCAAAAUCAGAAUCUAUCCCAAGACUUCUCGACUCAUUCACCGAGAAAUGGUCCCCUCGCCUUGUCGCUGCAGUCAACGACCACCAUGUCAAAGUUGCCAAAGUAGACGGCGAGUUCAUCUGGCACUCACAUCCAAACUCGGACGAACUAUUUUAUCUCCUGGCCGGCAAGUUGACUAUCGAGCUCGAGGGCCUGGAUGAUGUGGUGAUGCAAGUUGGGGACAUGUUUGUGGUUCCAAAGGGCGUCAGACACCGCCCUGUUGCCGAGGAGGCGUCCAUCAUGAUGGUGGAGCAUGAGUCUACAAUCAAUACUGGAGAUGAAACUAGCUCAGAAAGAACAAAACAGGUCGAGGAUGCUCGUGGGCAGUAUUGA
Molecule: messenger RNA, 375 nt
Organism: Trichoderma virens Gv29-8
Lineage: Eukaryota; Fungi; Ascomycota; Sordariomycetes; Hypocreales; Hypocreaceae
Exons: 1
Coding region: 1-375 (124 amino acids)
Molecular function (GO): manganese ion binding
Source: RefSeq, a predicted model, not a curated record